AGAGGUCUGAGGCAACACAUUGACUUUGUGUAGUACGGCACAAUGGAAGUUCACAACUGCAUGAUUGUUUUUCACUUUUUGCUCUUUGUCUUUUUCAAAGUGGCAGAUUGCUCUGACGUGUCUAUUAUUGGCGGAAAAACUGUGAAAAAUAAUAAACCAUGGAUGGUGUCUAUUCAGAAUAACCAGCGCCAUGUGUGUGGAGGAAUUCUGAUAGAGAAGGAAUGGGUUUUGACUGCCGCACAUUGCAAACUAACAUUACAAAAUACAGACUCUGUGACAGUUCUCAUGGGAAGUCUGUCUCUAAAAAAUAAAAAACGUUCCAAGUCUCAGCGUGUUGGGAUCCUCAGGUAUGAACAUCACAAAGGAUUCAAUAUGGUCACUAAAGAACAUGACAUCAUGCUCAUUAAACUAAGCAAAAAGGUGAAAGUGAAACCCAAAAAGCUCCCAAAAAAGGAGCAAGACAUUCGAGGUGGAACAAAAUGCAUUGUGAUGGGUUGGGGAAUUACUAAUUUAGAAGAUAAGGAUGGUUCUGAUAAACUGCAAAUGUUAGCGGUGAGAGCUGUGGACAGAAAACAGUGCAAAAAUGACUACAAGGGCGAUUUUGAAAUUACAAAAGAUAUGGUGUGUGCAGGAAGCAUGGAGAAAAACAUAGGCACUUGUCGGGGAGAUUCCGGCGGACCACUAGAAUGUAAAACUUCCAGGAAAUUUUUCAGUAAGACAAACAUUGUUGGAGUGGUUUCAGGGGCAAGAGGGUGUGGUGAUCCCAAGAAACCAACUGUGUACACUUUUCUUUCUAAAGAACAUAUCUCCUGGAUCAAUCAAGUACUUAAAAAACAAUUCAGCAGCACACCAUUUUAAAAAAUAAUACAAAGCUGUAGGCAUGGUCAGGUUACAUUUUGCUACAUAUGCCAUGCCAUAUACCUGUAUGACAAUUGAUGUAUUAAUCAAUAAGUAUU
Messenger RNA from Triplophysa dalaica, 956 nucleotides. Its product is annotated as granzyme K-like. Gene Ontology annotation, biological process: proteolysis. The record is from RefSeq and is a predicted model, not a curated record. Bases 43 to 858 code for a protein of 271 amino acids. NCBI's taxonomy places the organism in Eukaryota, Metazoa, Chordata, Actinopteri, Cypriniformes, Nemacheilidae. Gene Ontology annotation, molecular function: serine-type endopeptidase activity. The transcript has 5 exons.